This is a messenger RNA of Pleurotus ostreatus (oyster mushroom), 1080 nucleotides long. RefSeq names its product phosphatidylinositol-binding protein scs2. The transcript is spliced from 6 exons. Gene Ontology annotation, biological process: endoplasmic reticulum membrane organization. Gene Ontology annotation, molecular function: FFAT motif binding. Lineage: Eukaryota; Fungi; Basidiomycota; Agaricomycetes; Agaricales; Pleurotaceae. The record is from RefSeq and is a predicted model, not a curated record. Gene Ontology annotation, cellular component: endoplasmic reticulum membrane; plasma membrane. Bases 1 to 1080 code for a protein of 359 amino acids.
AUGUCUGUCUCCCUCAAUCCAAGCACCUCCCUUGGCUUCAAGCGACCUUUUGAUAAUGUCGUAAAACAAUCUCUACGAAUUUCGAAUCACAAUGCACUUCCGGUUGCGUUCAAAGUCAAAACGACGGCUCCAAAGCACUAUUGCGUUCGUCCGAAUUCUGGCAGGGUGGAGCCCGGGGAGACGGUUGAAGUCGCAGUUAUGCUGCAAGCGAUGAAGGACGAGCCGCCGCUCUCGGUCAAGUGCAAGGACAAGUUCCUCAUCCAAAGCACCGCUAUCACUCCCGAAAAAGCGUCUCUGCCGCUACAAGAGAUUUGGAACGGCGAAGGAGGAGAAGAGGCCAAGGUCCAUCAACAAAAACUGCGUGUUGUUUACCUGCCUCCUGAAGGUCAAAUCGACGAGGAGGAGGAGGAGGCGGGUCAACCCAUCAAGCCACGUCUUGCUGAAUCACAUUACGCGACUGUCCCUCAUCCCAAUGGCGAAGUCCAUCCACCCAUCCCCGAAUUUUCGAAGCCAGACCCCGUCCCAGAACCUGGCCCAGUGGCCUUCGAACCGACUCCCCCUUCGCACCAUGAAAGCCGUGCGCCCACCCCUCCCGUCGAUCCUGAGUACGUGCGUGUACCAGAAGGCGUCGACGACGACGCGCAUCUCGAUGGCCCUGGCUUCGUCAGCAUCAAUUCGCCAGACAUCAAGCAGCCCGCUCCUCUUGUAUAUUCGCCUUCACCUGUAGCUGUCCCUCGUGCCCUCCCGGACCCUGUUGCUCCCGUCGCCCCCACCCCUGCACCAGCCCCUGCACCCGUCGAGUCUCCCCUCAACAUUGAGCUGCAGAUCAAGUUCGAAGAAGCUCAAGCAGAGAUUGAACGUCUACGGAACUUGCUCACUGCGGCUUCGGUAGCAGCACCAACGGAACAAACGGAGAUCAGACACAGAAGACGGUCGUACUCUGACGCCGGAAGUGAUAGCGGCUCCACCGCCAUCGGCACUUACAUCGAUGAUGGCUAUGCCCCUCAGGAUGGCGUCCCACUGCAGGUUGUCGUUAUCAUCGCGUUGGGUGUGUUCGUCACAACAUACCUUUUCUUCUGA